Molecule: messenger RNA, 2103 nt
Organism: Ectocarpus siliculosus
Lineage: Eukaryota; Phaeophyceae; Ectocarpales; Ectocarpaceae
Source: the annotation of a GenBank genome assembly
GUGUCUUUUUCGCCUUCCCCACAAUCGCACCGCAAACGAAAAUCACCCCCCCCCUUCCCCCCCCCCCCCAUCCUAACGGCCACAAAAACAAACGAGAAAGGCGUGCGUUUUCAAAGAGAUGGUCAGCGUGCGCUACAGCGCGGCUAAGGAGCGAGACAUGCCUCUCUUCCGCACCCUGCAGUGGUCCUGGUUCGUGGUGGCCAUCUUCUAUACCUACGGGGACUUCCUGCACGAGUUCGUGCUCAAGCACAGGGCCCUGCUGUGGCUCAGCCACAUCACGAUGUUCAACGCGUGGCUCUCCUUCACCGCCUACUGCUGCGUGUUCGUCGUUUCGGUGCUUACUCUCAAGAAGGGUCUGUACAAGUAUCAGGUUGGGCAGUUAACGUGGACGAUUGUGACGAUCUGCAUGAUCGUUGCCCAGGUGAAGUUCGUGGCGCACAAUAUUUUCAACGGCAUAUUUUGGUUUUUCUUUCCCGCGAGCCUCGUCAUCUGCAACGACAUCACCGCGUACUUUUGCGGAAUUACCGCCGGUCGCAAGCUGAUCAAGAAACCUUUCCUCAAGAUUUCUCCCAACAAGACAUGGGAAGGAUUUAUGGGGGCCUUUUUCUUCACUUGCCUUUUCGCCUUCUACUUCUCGGCCUUCCUGGCCAAGUUCGAGUGGUUCACCUGCCCGGUGCAGGACCUUAACUUUAGACCGAAACCGAUCCACUGCAACCCCGAUGCAGUUUUCCUUCCAGCGGAGUUUGUCGUGCCCGAGAGCGUCCGAUGGUUCAUGGAGGCGUUUCUCUUCUUCCGGCUCCCGGUGGCUUCUCUCAGCGUGACCUUGGCCCCCAUCCAGCUCCACGCUCUGCUCAUGGCAGGCUUCACGUCGGUCAUCGCGCCUUUCGGCGGCUACUGGGCUUCCGCAAUAAAGCGCGCGUACGGCAUCAAAGACUUCGACUCGAUUAUUCCCGGACAUGGUGGGGUAACGGACCGGAUGGACUGUCAGUUCAUCACGGCCCUGUUCGUGUCGGUGCACUACAACACCUUCAUAAGGCCGAACAUAACAACGGUAGAGGGGCUUCUUGCGGCGGCAACCAUGCUUUCGCACUCUGAGCAGAUGGAGCUUCUGGAUGAGUUGAAGCAUAUGAUGAACAGCACGUGAUGGAAUGGGAAUAGUGGUAGUAGUAGACGGGGCACGGGGUAGGGUUGUCGGACUUGACGUCGGCACGUGGCACAGAUCGCAUGAAGGUUUGAGGUGAUGUUAGUGUUCGUGUGCGCGCUCGUUCGGUGUGGCUUGCGAGCUCGGUUGCGUCGACAGAUCGGUAGGUGGUCUGCGGAUUGUGAUUAUUAAAAAUGCGUCACUGGAUCAAAUCUGAACUUUUGUUGUAUAAAAUAUGCUUGUACAUGAAUGUCGAGCAUUUUCUGGUCAAACCGGAGUUGGCUCCGUGAAUUUAACCUCGCUGCGGUCGGGUAGUUUGCAAUGAAACAACGUGCAAUAUGUUUUGUACGUGGAGAGACACGUGUAUGCGUCAGGCCCUUGCAGCGCGCUGCUUAUCUUGUGGUUCAUGAGAGGGAGUAUGUAUGUAUUCUAUGCAGUGCGAAUGAGCCACGUGGCUCCACGUUCCUCUUCGUUGAUGGCAUUGGAUCCGCCUACCCGCCCUUUAAUGGGUAUGAGCUUUUCCGCAAUGAAGCAGGAUGCUGCAGGAACAAUCGAUGUCGAUUUACACGGAAGAGAAGUUGGCUGAUUGGGAUCCAGCAGGAUUUAGAAAGCGGCUAACGAGCUUAAAGAGGUGUUUGGGUUGUAGAUGGGGUAGGUGGUACACACUGGUAUUCGACAAGGGGCAACCUCUGUAAGGUCUUGCGAGUCCGUACAGUAUUUUACAACAGGGUUGUGUUAUCCUAUAAGUGUAAUACUUUCCCUCCUAUGCUUGCAAAGUUGCCCGCACAGCGAAGGAUGACAUCGUAUUACUUGCGUCGGUAUAAUGGGCUCCCACGCCGCCAUUAUUAGGUCCCGCAGCAGUCGACACAAGCUUUUGCUUGUGUCCGGGAAGGCUCUUCCUAUUUUUUUUGUAACUUGGAGGAAGAGGACCUCCGAACUUAUGUUCACAAACGUCACUUCUU